Truncatella angustata is the source of this 1815-nucleotide messenger RNA. Its product is annotated as heterokaryon incompatibility protein-domain-containing protein. The record is from RefSeq and is a predicted model, not a curated record. Bases 1 to 1815 code for a protein of 604 amino acids. The transcript has 2 exons. NCBI's taxonomy places the organism in Eukaryota, Fungi, Ascomycota, Sordariomycetes, Amphisphaeriales, Sporocadaceae.
AUGCGCCUCCUCAAUACUGCCACUUUUGAGGUGGAGGAGUUUGUCGACGGUGGCAUUCCCGAUUAUGCCAUUCUUUCUCAUACCUGGGGUCGAGAGGAGGUCAGCUUACAGGACAUGCAGGAUCUGGCGAGGGCUCGCCAGAAGCAUGGCUUCAAGAAAGUCGAGCAGAGUGCUGGAGUAGCCGUCAACAACGGUUAUGAGUAUAUCUGGGUAGACACAUGCUGCAUCGACAAGACCAGCAGCGCUGAGUUGUCCGAAGCUAUCAACUCAAUGUACCGCUGGUACAAGGAGUCCGAGAUAUGCUAUGCCUAUCUUGAAGACUGCAAUUGCACUAGGAGCCAAGACGGGUCCCAAGCCUCCAACUUCGAGGAAGCGUUUCGCCGCAGUCGCUGGUUUAAGAGAGGCUGGACAUUGCAAGAAUUGAUCGCACCCACGUACGUCGAAUUCUACUCCCAAAAUUGGGAAUUCAUAGGCACCAAGACAGAACUUGUAGACUUGAUAAGUGACACGACUGAGAUAGACCGCUACGUCCUGGAGGGUGGCGAUCCACUGGCAGUAUCCGUCGCGAGGAAGAUGUCAUGGGCUGCAAAUCGAACAACCACACGCAUUGAAGAUACGGCAUACUGUUUACUUGGACUGUUUGGUGUUAACAUGUCACUUAUAUAUGGGGAACAAAGGAGAGCGUUUGCGCGACUUCAAGAGGAGAUUUUGAAGAACACCGGCGAUCAGACCAUAUUCCUUUGGGCAAGCAGAGCGCGCAGACAGUUUGACCCUAGAACACCAUUCCUUGCACCAUCUCCAAGAGAAUUCGGCCUAACUGGUAAGAAUGUCCCGGCCUUCACGAAAGGCUAUACAAGAGACCAAAGUGUUUUGAAGACGCAUGAGGGCAUCCAGUUAUCACUUCUCAUAAUUCCACUUGAGAGUAAGCGCAGUCUACACCUGGGUGUAUUCAAUUGCCGAUGGGGCCCUAUUUUGGGCGAGAGACCGGCCAUGCUCCUCUACCCUAACAGGAAUGAACAAGUCUUCUCACACAUUGGGGAAACCUCGCCACUCAGUGGGACUGUUACCAUAACAAAUCCCGAUGCGGAAGGUAUAUGGUGCUUCGAUCUGGCAAAUGCAAACUCUACUCAAAACGCUAAAGUUGAUCUAUCGGGAAUGGGAAUGGGUCCGCUUGAGGCGCAGCCCUGGCAGAGGUGGGCGUUUCGAGAAGUGACCAUUACCCGUUCGGAUUUCGAAAAGAUUGACGACAAAUAUCACGUUGUAGUCAGCGACGAGGUUAAGAUCUUGAACGUCAGCCCAAGGACUACGUGGGACAAGUCGACGAUGACGUUCAUGAGCGACUUUUACCAGGACAAAGACGGCUUGUCGCUCGAUGGUUCCAUAUUCAUAGGACAUAAAGCUGCGCUCGACUCGUCGGAAGAGAACUGGACAGGCGCUUACGUGGUGAACUUCGGGGUCUGCCAGAUGGAUUAUAAGAAAGGACGACAUCCUGCAUGGUGGUACAGUUGCCAUCGAGCUGUCGAUGAGUCUGACAACCAUUGGGAAGAAUUGCUAUUUGCACAAGGCUCUCAUGUUUUUGAAAUCGACGGGAGCCCGUGGAUAAUCAAAUGCCUCCAAGGGAUGCCAGCAGACUCCCCAUUCCGUGUCAGUAUGACUUACGGCAACUUCAGCGGUGGUAUGGAGCCAAUUAUUGAUAUUAAGUAUCACGCCGGUACGGACGAGAGCAAGAAGAGGAAGAGGACGGCGGAGUACCCCAAUGGAAAUUCGACCAAUGCGAAUGCAUAUAAUGCUCAGGACCACAACGUAAGUACAUAG